This is a messenger RNA of Phalaenopsis equestris, 2348 nucleotides long. Its product is annotated as wall-associated receptor kinase-like 20. The coding region runs from base 1 to 2130 and encodes 709 amino acids. The transcript is spliced from 5 exons. Gene Ontology annotation, molecular function: protein serine/threonine kinase activity; polysaccharide binding; ATP binding. Gene Ontology annotation, biological process: cell surface receptor signaling pathway; protein phosphorylation. Gene Ontology annotation, cellular component: plasma membrane. The record is from RefSeq and is a predicted model, not a curated record. Lineage: Eukaryota; Viridiplantae; Streptophyta; Magnoliopsida; Asparagales; Orchidaceae.
AUGAGAAUACUUUGCAGUAAUGUGACGAUAAAGGUUGCAACAUGGAUAAGUAUUUACAGCAAUGCUAUGAUGAAAAUUAAAGUUAUCGAAAGAGGAGAAGAGUGCAACAAUGAAUGCAGCACUAUUGUGUUAAGCAUUGAUGAUAACUUCGAUAAUGAACUUACAAGGAAUAGAAAAAGCCUAGCGCUCUUCCAUGAUGACAAAAAUUGGCUGCCCACACACAUCCUCUACCUCCUCCCACUUUCUUCCCCCAAACCCUGCCCCCCAUGCGGCUCCAUCGCCGUCCCCUUCCCUCUAAGCACCUCCCCUUCCUGCGGGGAUCCCACAUACUCCAUCCGCUGCGCCUCCAACUCCUCCCUCUUCCUUGACACCCUAUCCUCCUCCUAUCCCAUCUCCUCCAUCUCCCCCUCCUCCCAAUUCCUCACCAUCUCCCUCCUCCCAAUCCCCACAUCCAACUCCGCUUCCUCUUGCUCCGCCUCCGAUACUCCCUCCGGCGGCCUCCUCCUCAACUCAUCCUCCCCCUUCAACAUCUCCUCCGCCAACUCCAUCUUCUUCCUCAACUGUUCCCAAUCCCUUCUCCUAUCCCCUCUCAAUUGCUCCGCCUCCAGCCCCUGUCACACCUACCUCAACUCCUCCUCUGAUUCCGCUGCAGCUGCGUGCAGGGGAUCGCCGAUCUGCUGCGAGUUCCAAGCCGGAGGAUCUUCCACGGCCUACGCGCUUAGAACGAACCCUACGGGAUGUAGCGCGUAUCGGAGCUUCGUGGAUUUGGAUACAGGCAGCACGCCGGUGGAGGAGUGGGGCAGGAAGGAAGGGGUUGCGCUCGCUUGGGUCAGUCCGCGGGAGCCGGUCUGCGGGAGCCAGGCCGACUGCGAGGAUGGAGCGAAUGCUACGUGUGCCGUGGAUCCGCAAUCUUCUGCUGGAUCGACGGUCAGGAGGUGCUUCUGCAAUGAAGGGUUCCGGUGGGAUUCAAUCGCCGGCUCAUGUGCCUAUAACAUCACGGGUUGCACGGAUUGCAGUAGCUCCAAGAAUCAUGCUCCUCUAAUUGCAGGUCUCAUCUCCGGCCUCAGCGCGGCGGCGAUUGUCUCUGCGGCCGGCUUCUUCUUCUCCCGCCGGCAGCGCCGUAUUCGCCGCGCUCGCGAACGCCUCGCUCGAGAGCGCGAGGAGAUCCUCAACGCCCACAACCCCGGCGGCCGCACCGCCAAAAUCUUCUCCGGCCGCGAGCUCCGCCGCGCCACCUCCAACUUCUCCCGCGAUAACCUCCUCGGCUCCGGCGGCUACGGAGACGUAUACCGUGGCUCUCUCCCCGACGGCACCCCCAUCGCCGUGAAAUGUGCCAAGCUCGGCAGCACCAAAUCCACCGACCAAGUCCUCAACGAGGUCCGCAUUCUCUCCCAAGUCAACCACCGCUCCCUCGUCCGCCUCCUCGGCUGCUGUGUUGACCUCGCGCAGCCUCUCAUGGUCUAUGAGUUUAUACCAAAUGGAACCCUUUUUCACCAUCUCUCAAAGGGCAGCCUUUCGUGGCGCCUGCGGCUUUCCAUCGGGCAUCAGACGGCGGAGGGGCUCGCUUAUCUUCAUUCCUCCGCCGUGCCGCCGAUUUACCACCGGGAUGUGAAGUCCAGUAAUAUAUUGCUUGAUGAGAAGCUGAAUGCCAAGGUGGCGGAUUUCGGGCUUUCACGGCUGGCGGAGGCUGAUCUCAGCCAUGUCACCACCUGCGCUCAGGGAACUUUGGGGUACCUCGAUCCGGAAUACUACAGGAACUAUCAGCUCACAGAUAAAAGCGAUGUUUACAGCUUUGGAGUAGUCCUGCUGGAGCUGCUUACAUCAAAGAAAGCCAUUGAUUUUGGUCGCGGCCCCGAAGAUGCUAAUCUGGCAGUCUACGUUCAACAGAGGGUGGAUGAUGAACGGCUUAUGGAUGUGGUGGAUGAGAAGUUGAAGAGUGGAGCGAGCCAAGUUCAGCUGGACUCAAUGAAAGCUUUGGGGUUCUUAGCCAUGGGGUGCUUGGAGGAGAAGAGGCAGAACCGUCCCUCCAUGAAGGAGGUGUCGGAGGAAAUUGAGUACAUUAUAAACAUUGUCGAUGGAAGUGUUGCCGGAAACAAUCAAGAUGAGGCUAAUUUGAAGGACUUGUACUAGCAAAUGAUUUGAAUUGGUUGGUUUGGUGUCUUUUUGUAAUAUGUGAGUUUGUUUUCUUAUAGUUGCGUGAGUGAUGUUGGAUGUAAUUGGAAGUUUGUAUGUUAGAUUAUAUGAUAGUUGAAUGUAAAUCUGUCUGAUGAACCGUGCCCAAUGAAUAGAAAGUUGGACCGAUGAGAGUGGUCGAGAGAAGGAGAGAAAUGGGAGAGAGAGGAGAAGGA